Melanotaenia boesemani (Boeseman's rainbowfish) is the source of this 2414-nucleotide messenger RNA. RefSeq names its product tripartite motif-containing protein 16-like. Gene Ontology annotation, molecular function: protein binding; zinc ion binding. The record is from RefSeq and is a predicted model, not a curated record. NCBI's taxonomy places the organism in Eukaryota, Metazoa, Chordata, Actinopteri, Atheriniformes, Melanotaeniidae. The transcript has a single exon. The coding region runs from base 39 to 1694 and encodes 551 amino acids.
AGUGAAACUUAAUAUAGUCGUUGUUACUGAGAGGUGAAAUGGCGGAGAAAGGAAAUCAGCUGGACCGAGAAACCUUCUCUUGUUCCAUCUGUCUGGAUCUACUGAAGGAUCCGGUGACUAUUCCCUGUGGACACAGCUACUGUAUGAACUGUAUUAAAAUCUUCUGGGAUGGAGAGGAUCAGAAGAGAAUCUACAGCUGCCCUCAAUGCAGGAAAACUUUCACACCGAGACCUGUCCUGGAGAAAAACACCAUGUUAGCAGCUUUAGUGGAGCAGCUGAAGAAGACUGGACUCCAAGCUGCUCCUGCUGAUCACUGCUAUGCUGGACCUGAAGAUGUGGCCUGUGAUUUCUGCUCUGGAAGAAAACUGAAAGCCAUCAAGUCCUGUUUAUUCUGUCUGGCCUCUUACUGUGAGAAACACCUUCAGCCUCAUUAUGAUGUGGCUCCAUUAAAGAAACACAAGCUGGUGGAGCCCUCCAAGAACCUCCAGGAGAACAUCUGCUCUCGUCAUGAUGAGGUGAUGAAGAUGUUCUGCCGUACUGAUCAGAAGUGUAUCUGUCUGGUCUGUGUUAUGGAUGAACAUAAAGGCCACGACACAGUCUCAGCUGCAGCAGAAAGGACUGAGAGGCAGAGAGAGCUGGAGGUGAGUCGACAAGAAAUCCAGCAGAGAAUCCAGGACAGAGAGAAAGAUGUGAAGCUGCUUCAACAGGAGGUGGAGGCCAUCAAUCACUCUGCUGAUAAAACAGUGGAGGACAGUGAGAAGAUCUUUACUGAGCUGAUCCGUCUCAUCCAGAAAAGAAGCUCUGAUGUGAAGCAGCAGAUCAGAUCCCAGCAGGAAACUGAAGUGAGUGGAGUCAAAGAGCUUCAGGAGAAGCUGGAGCAGGAGAUCACUGAGCUGAAGAGGAAAGAUGCUGAGCUGAAGCAGCUCUCACACACAGAGGAUCACAUCCAGUUUCUACACAACUACCCCUCACUGUCAGCACUCAGUGAGUCUACACACUCAUCCAGCAUCAAUAUCCGUCCUCUGAGAUACUUUGAGGAUGUGACAGCAGCUGUGUCAGAGCUCAGAGAUAAACUACAGGACAUUCUGACAGACAGAUGGACAAACAUCUCACUGACAGUCACUGAUGUGGAUGUUUUACUGUCACAACCAGAACCAAAGAGCAGAGCUGGAUUCUUAAAAUAUUCAUGUAAAAUCACACUGGAUCCAAACACAGCACACACACUGCUGUUACUGUCAGAGGGAAACAGAAAAGUGACAUUUAUUGAACAACAUCAGUCUUAUUCUAGUCAUCCAGAGAGAUUCAUUAAGUACUGUCAGGUUCUGAGUAGAGAGAGUCUGGCUGGACGUUGUUACUGGGAGGUGGAAAUGAGAGGAAAAGUUUCUGUAGCAGUCACAUACAAGAAUAUCAGCAGAACAGGAGAUGAAAGUGGAUUUGGAUUUAAUGACAAAUCUUGGUCAUUAUAUUGUUACCCAAACAAUUAUUUUUUGAGGUACAACAGCAUCAGAACCUCCAUCUCAGGUCCUCGGUCCUCCAGAGUAGGAGUGUACCUGGAUCACAGAGCAGGUAUUCUGUCCUUCUACAACGUCUCUGAAACCAGGACUCUCCUCCACAGAGUCCAGACCACAUUCACUCAGCCGCUCUAUGCUGGAUUUGGGAUUUACUCUGGUCCUGGAAGUGUCAAGUUUUGUUAACCUGAUUAGACAAAAGUACCUGAGGCUUCAGAUGAUUUUAUAAACAUUUUGUGUCAUUGUUCUUCUCUUGUCAACUUAGUUUUCUUCUUGUUUAUAUUUCUGUUUUUUUGUUUGUUUUUGUUUGUUUCCUUUUGGGUUUUUUUGUUUUUGUUUGUUUCCUUUUGGGGUUUUUUUGUUUUUGUUUUUUUACUUUCUAUAAAUUUUAUCAAAGAAAAAAAUAAAUUCUCCUGUGAUUUGUUUUCUCCAUCAAAGAUCAUGUUUAUAGACUAAUUAAAGACGAUUUAUUAAACAGAUGAAAAAGUGUAAAAACUGAGUUCAUGUUUGAAGACAUUUAGUUGAGUCCUGACAUGUUAAAUAACAGAUGUGUCAGUGUGAGCUUGAGAUGAUUUCAUGGGUUGUGUUUUCUUCAUCAUCUUCUUUUACUUGUGUUCAUUCACAUUGAGGCUCAUCAGAUGUAAAGUUUGUAUUUUCAGCUCAUUUUGUCUGAGGUGUAAUAUUUCAGUCUGAAAGAAACAUGUUGACUCAUUUUAAGCAUCAAUACAUAAUAACUGAUGCUUGAUGGAGAUUUAUAUGGAGAGUUUUUCUUUGUAAUGAUGCUCUCUGGCACAUAAAUCAUGUGUGAGAUACUGAACAUGAAACUUAAAGUUUUAUCAUUUAUUCUGCAUGUUGAUACUUAUAUAUGUGAUGCUGUGAGUGUGUUGUGUGUAUUCUGGUGUCUCA